This is a messenger RNA of Neltuma alba, 865 nucleotides long. RefSeq names its product TMV resistance protein N-like. The transcript has 3 exons. Gene Ontology annotation, biological process: signal transduction; defense response. The record is from RefSeq and is a predicted model, not a curated record. Gene Ontology annotation, molecular function: ADP binding. The coding region runs from base 5 to 865 and encodes 286 amino acids. NCBI's taxonomy places the organism in Eukaryota, Viridiplantae, Streptophyta, Magnoliopsida, Fabales, Fabaceae.
AGCAAUGGCUGCUUUUAUUUCUGCUUCUUCUUCCCAAGUUCCCUCUAGAAAAGAGUAUGAAGUCUUCAUCAGCUUUAGAGGAUCAGACGUCAGAUUUGGUUUCCUCAACCAUUUGAAAAACGAGUUGUGUCGGAAGAUCAUAAAUGUCUAUGUGGACGAGAGGCUUCAAAGAGGAGAAGAGAUAUCAUCAGCACUUGUAGAAGCAAUAGAAGGAUCUAUGAUUGCAUUGGUGAUAUUCUCAAAAGAUUAUGCUUCUUCAAAAUGGUGCUUAGAAGAGCUUGUCAAAAUCAUGGAAUGUAAGGAAACCAAGCAACAGAUUGUGAUACCAGUUUUUUACGAUAUAGAUCCAUCAGAUGUCAGGCACCAGAAAGGCAGAUAUGAGGAGGCAUUCACUCAUCAUGAACACAAGUUCAAUGAUAACAUGGAAAAGUUGCCAAUUUGGAGAUCAGUCUUGAAAAAAGCUGCAGACUUAUGUGGUUUCCAGGCAUUCACUCAUCAUGAACAGAAGUUCAAUGAUAACAUGGAAAAGUUGCAAAUUUGGAGAUCAGUCUUAGAAAAAACUGCGAACUUAGCAGGUUACCAUUCAUUAAAUUUUCGAAAUGAACCUGAACUCAUCGAUGCGAUAGUUGGACGUGUCUUAAAAAUAUUGGAAGAAAACAGUCCUCCAAGAUCUCAGCCUAUUGAAUUUCAUCAAAAUUUCAUUAGGGUUGAAUCAUUAAUGGAAGUUGAGUCACAAGAAGAAGUUCGAGUCCUUGGAAUUUGGGGUCCAGGAGGGAUAGGCAAAACAACCCUUGCUUCUGCUAUAUUUGACAAGUUCUCGUCUAAAUUUGAAAGUUACUGUUUCUUAAAUAUUGCAAAAAUAUAA